AUGUUCGGCAUUGGACUAGAAGCGUGUCCGGCGGAUCCUCGAGAUCGCUGCUUGACUACUCGUCUGCUUCGGCCCGUAGCUGAAGCGGCAAAACAGCGUCUCGAUCUUGACGUUGGUGGCAAGGGGCUUCGUUAUUGCCGUGAUGACCAACGAAAUGUAAUUAUGAGGAACUUUGGACUGUCAUGUACUCAUGUAAUUAGUCGUCGGGGCCAGUCGAGGUCACUUAACGGCUCGACCGAAAUCGACUGA
Macrosiphum euphorbiae (potato aphid) is the source of this 249-nucleotide messenger RNA. Lineage: Eukaryota; Metazoa; Arthropoda; Insecta; Hemiptera; Aphididae. The record is from the annotation of a GenBank genome assembly.